Pneumocystis murina B123 is the source of this 981-nucleotide messenger RNA. RefSeq lists its product as hypothetical. The record is from RefSeq and is a predicted model, not a curated record. The coding region runs from base 1 to 981 and encodes 326 amino acids. NCBI's taxonomy places the organism in Eukaryota, Fungi, Ascomycota, Pneumocystomycetes, Pneumocystales, Pneumocystaceae. Gene Ontology annotation, molecular function: tRNA dihydrouridine synthase activity; flavin adenine dinucleotide binding. The transcript has 3 exons. Gene Ontology annotation, biological process: tRNA processing.
AUGGGCCUUCGUUGUAGAGAGUUCUGGAAUUCUAUUGGAAGUCCCUCACGAAUUGUUGCUCCUAUGGUUGAUCAAUCAGAGCUUGCUUGGAGAAUUUUGUCACGUAGAUAUGGUGCAGAUUUAUGUUAUACUCCUAUGUUUCAUGCAAAAAAAUUUUGGUCAUCUCCUCAAUAUCGUAAAAAUGUUUGGAGUACCUUGGAUAAUGGAGAAGAUCGACCUUUAAUUGUUCAAUUUUGUGCAAAUGAUCCAGAGGACUUUUUAAAAGCAUCAAGAAUUGUGAUAGGAAAAUGUGAUGCGGUUGAUUUGAAUCUUGGAUGUCCUCAAAAGAUUGCAAAACGUGGAUAUUAUGGUGCUUAUUUGCAAGAAAAUUGGGAUUUGAUUUCAAAAAUAAUUAAACAUGUUAAUGAGUCUCUUGACAUACCUAUAACUGCUAAAAUUCGUAUUUUUUCAGAUAAAGAAAAAACAUUAGCUUAUGCUCAGAUGAUUAUAGAAGCAGGAGUUUCAAUUCUAGCAGUUCAUGGAAGAACAAGAGAACAAAAAGGAAAUUUGACUGGAUUAUCUGAUUGGAAUCAAAUUUUAUAUUUAAGAGAAAACUUGCCUUCAGAUAUUGUUAUAUUUUCUAAUGGAAAUAUUCUUUGGCCUCAUGAUGUCGAUAAAUGUUUGAAAGAAACAAAAGUUGAUGGUGUUAUGUCUGCAGAAGGAAAUCUUUAUAAUCCAUCUAUUUUUAAUCGCUCCGAUACACGUUCAAUUAUUACAGAGAUUGCUAAAGAAUAUUUGGACAUUAUUGUAAAUUAUGGAUUGGAAAAUGAUAAAAGCUGCAUAAAUGCUGUGAAGCCACAUUUAUUCAAAAUCCUUCGUACGGGAUUGUCUAAAUAUGCGCAUUUUCGAAAUGAAUUAAGGGAAGUAAAAUCAAACGAAUUGAAAAAAUGUUUUAAAAUAGUUGAGGAACUUGACAUCUUAGUUAAGGUAUUUUUUUAUUAG